Dendronephthya gigantea is the source of this 1227-nucleotide messenger RNA. RefSeq names its product 2'-deoxynucleoside 5'-phosphate N-hydrolase 1-like. The transcript has 4 exons. Gene Ontology annotation, molecular function: 5-hydroxymethyl-dUMP N-hydrolase activity. Bases 58 to 498 code for a protein of 146 amino acids. Gene Ontology annotation, biological process: deoxyribonucleoside monophosphate catabolic process. Gene Ontology annotation, cellular component: nucleus. Lineage: Eukaryota; Metazoa; Cnidaria; Anthozoa; Malacalcyonacea; Nephtheidae. The record is from RefSeq and is a predicted model, not a curated record.
GGGGGUUAGAAUUAAAUCUUGGUCUUGGUUGUAUAUUACCGAAGUCAAAUUUGCAACAUGGAAAAGUCAAAAUUUUACUUUGCAGCGAGUAUUCGAGGAGGCAGAGAUGAUGUGGAAUUAUAUCGUGAAUUGAUCAGUUACAUGCAAACUUUUGGCAAAGUUUUGACUGAACAUAUUGGGUAUGAAAGCCUGGUGGAUUCAGGAGAAAGAAACAAAAAUGAUAAAUUCAUUCAUGACAGAGACAUGGCAUGGUUGGACGAAAGUGAUGCUAUGAUUGCCGAAGUGACGCAACCAUCUCUGGGUGUCGGGUAUGAAAUUGGCAGAGCACUUGAACAAGAAAAAAAGAUUUUGUGCCUGUUCAGACCUGAUUCAGGAAAAGUUCUAUCGGCCAUGAUUCGUGGAGCAGAGGAUGGGAAACAAAUGGUUGUCAAAGACUAUCAAGGUGAUGAGGCAAAGAAAAUAAUUAAAGAUUUUCUAACAGCAAACAACUUAAUAUGAGCUAAAUGCUCAGACAUGCAUACACUGUAACUAAAGUUGACCAUUGGUGCAGGGGACCAAACUUUAGGGGAUGAGGGGGGUGGUUGGUGAAGUGGACACUGUCCAAAGAUGACAUUGAAAACCUAUUUCACGUUUCUAAUCAAGGGCAGAACUAACCCUUAGCCUGAUUAAAAUCGUUUUGCUGAUAUGCAAGAGAAUGUUUAAUGUCCGUACACUGAGAAGAAUCAUUUUAUUUGCAUCAUAUGAACUGUCGAAUCAUUGUGUAUAACACUCUAAAUCAAUUUAACAAGUGACUUAGUGCUGUUCACCUGUUUACCUCACUGAAUAUAAUCAACGACAACGUUAAAAAUUGAACCGCGAGAAAAUAGUUGAGCCGACAAACAAUAAAAGACUCCCAGGAUUUUCUUCAAAGGACGUACCAUUUCUCGGCUAAAAACAAAAUUUAAAAUUGUACCAAUUGUUGUUUCCAAUGUUAGACAAACGUUAAUAAUCAUUUCCCACUCAAAAAGUCAAGUUAAUGCUAAACCUAGACCAUAGUUAUCUUAUAAACCUUUUUAAUUGAUUGCGUUUUCAGCCAGUUUAUAAUAGGUUUUAAUGCCAAACGAAGUUUUGUCGACCUUUCAAGAUUAUCUCAUUAAGUAAAAAUACCGAUUGUCUGAAUAGUCGCGUUUUUUUAACAUGUUUCGUACUGUCACUUUACAUAUAAUUUUCAAAGAGUCUAACUUAUUG